This is a messenger RNA of Anguilla rostrata (American eel), 4059 nucleotides long. RefSeq names its product leucine-rich repeat and fibronectin type III domain-containing protein 1-like protein. The coding region runs from base 1210 to 3297 and encodes 695 amino acids. Gene Ontology annotation, molecular function: protein binding. The transcript is spliced from 7 exons. The record is from RefSeq and is a predicted model, not a curated record. Lineage: Eukaryota; Metazoa; Chordata; Actinopteri; Anguilliformes; Anguillidae.
CCAUAAACCGAAGAUACACACCCAAGAUGACAAUACAGCUGAUUUGAUAUAAAGGUUUGAUCAGCGGAUUGCGUAGGUUGUCCCACACUCUCUCGGGCUGUGGUAAAUUCAUCUCUUUAUAUUAAUUCUUUGCCAAAGGAAAUCACGCAGUGACUAAGUUUGUGGAUUUAAUUUUUAUAUCACUAAUGACGGAUACCGUUUGCGUGGCAAAUAAAUUCCACUUGCUACAUAGCUGUUUGACUUUGAAGGACGCGGGGAUAUUGAGCGCACCCGGAGAAGUGGUAAAACUGCAAGGCAGCGUUAAUCUAUCCCUACAAUGCCAGUAACUAUGUAAGGGGGACGAGAGCCGUUAAAUGUUCGCUGCUGCCGCAGCGUAAAAGACGGGGUGCAGGUACAGCAGCGCAUAUUUCCUCGGAUGUACCUGAAAAGGAUUUUCCUGCUUGUUGAAAACAACACCAACGACCACAAAACGCGGAUAUAAUCUGUCUACUGGGUUACAAGCACAUGUUUUGGGAAUUUUACCAUCUUUUUCUGUGGGUGCCGAGAACAAAUAAUCUUUUAUUCUGCAUAUCCUUGAUUUUUGACAUCCAAGCCAUGCCAGUUGUAGAUAUCGAUAAAUAUUCUAUAAUGAAAGACUCGAUUAGAUUUCGAAUUAGAUGGGACUAAUUGAAACGCAAGAACUCUAAUGAGACGUCGUUAAGAGUUCUCAGCUCCCUAUCGCCGCCGAGAAAAAAUAAGGCAAUGUAUGGGGUUGUGUUUCUGCUCUCCGCAACUUAAAACGACACGGCGGCGUUUUCUUACGAUUUUACCCGUCUACUACAGUCCAUUGGAUUCGCGUUAUUACACCUCAGCGCUGACGGACAGCGCAGGAGAUUGUUAAAGUCGGAAAGAGGACUGCAAGGAGAGGGAACUCGACCUAAACGAAGAGAAGUAACCAUCAGCGUUCACAUGUAAAACCACUUUCCUUUCAAAAGCACCGUCGCACAGGUGAAUGGACAGCUUCGCCCAGCAGAGCUUGCACUUUUAGCACUGCGCGCCCGCACCCAUGCCCCUGGGCCACUGCUGCCACGCCCCGCCGUCUGGCACUCCGUCCGCAUGUAGCCGCCUACGUCCGCUCGGCUCCCCCUGCCUCCCACCCCCGGCGGGGCGUUCGUGAGGUGCUGCCCCACGCCAAGCCACACCAGAUAGAGAUUCGUAGACGACCGGAGGAUGGACAGGUUCAUCUUCUCCCUUUUGGUGCUCGCCAUUUCGGUGAGGGGGCAGCUGUGUCCCAAGCGUUGCAUGUGCCAGAACCUCUCGCCCUCUUUUGCCAUCCUCUGUGCCAAGACGGGGCUGCUCUUUGUGCCCACGGUCAUCGACCGCCGAACCGUGGAGCUGCGGCUGACGGAGAACUUCAUCACGGUGGUGAGGAGAAAGGACUUCGCCAACAUGACUAGCCUCUUGCACUUGACUCUGUCCCGCAACACCAUAAGCCAGAUUAUGCCUUACACCUUUGCGGACCUCAACCGCCUCCGGGCUCUGCACCUGGACAGCAACCGGCUCACCAUGGUGGCCGAUGACCACUUCCGUGGGCUCACCAACCUCCGGCACUUGAUCCUCAGCAACAACCAGCUCCACGACAUUUCACCGCGAGCAUUUGAGGACUUCCAGGGGACCCUCGAGGACCUGGACCUCUCUUACAACAACCUGAUCAACAUUCCCUGGGAGUCGAUAAGCAAGCUGAACAAUGUCAACACCCUCAACAUGGACCACAACUUGAUAGAGCACGUUCCCCUAGGGAUCUUCGCUAACUUGCACAAGCUCGCCCGUUUGGACAUGACCUCCAAUAAGCUCAAAAAGAUCCCCCCUGAUCCUCUUUUCCUCAGGAUCCCUGUCUAUGCGAAGUCCAGGGGUUCACCGCUCUCCUCGCUAGUGCUCAGCUUUGGGGGAAACCCCCUCCACUGCAACUGCGAGCUGCUUUGGCUCCGCCGACUCACCCGCGAGGACGAUCUGGAGACUUGUGCCUCCCCGCCCGACCUCACUGCCAAGUACUUCUGGACCAUCCCAGAGGAGGAGUUCAUCUGUGACCCGCCGGUGAUGACCAGGAAGUCCCCGAAAACAUUUGCCAUGGAGGGGCAGCCGGUGGGACUGAAGUGCAAGGCCAACGGUGACCCUGACCCGGACAUACACUGGAUCUCCCCCGAGGGGCGCCUGAUCUCCAACACCUCCCGCAUGACCACCUUCAGCAACGGCAGCCUGGAGAUCAACAUCACCUCCCUCAAGGACACGGGCACCUUCACCUGCAUCGCCUCCAACGCAGCCGGGGAGUCCACGGGCACCGUGGAGCUGGUGGUCAACCCACUCCCCCACCUGGCAAACAGCACCAACCGCGCCCGGGAGCCUGACCCGGGACCGUCGGACAUCCUCACCUCCGCCAAGUCCACCUCCGCAUCAGGAAAUGACACCAGGACGCCGGACAGGAAGGUGGUCCUGGCCGAACUGACGGUCAACUCGGCCCUCAUCAAAUGGCCCUCUCAGCGCCAUGUGCCAGGGAUUAGGAUGUACCAGGUCCAGUACAACAGCUCCUCAGAUGACACCCUAGUCUACAGGAUGAUCCCGUCCACCAGCCAGGACUUCCUGGUGAAGGAUCUGGUUUCGGGCCGGGAGUACGACCUGUGCGUGCUGGCGGUCUACGACGAUGGGAUCACGUCGCUCACCGCCACCCGGCAGGUGGGCUGCGUCCAGUUCACCACUGAGACGGAGUACAGCCAGUGCCAGUCGCUCCACAGCCAGUUCCUGGGCGGCACCAUGAUCAUCAUCAUCGGCGGCAUCAUCGUGGCGUCUGUGCUGGUCUUCAUCAUCAUCCUCAUGAUCCGCUACAAGGUCUACAGCCACCAGGGCGGGGAGAGCGGGAAGGUCACCAUCGCCAACGUCCGGUCCCAGACCAACGGCGGGCAGACGGGGCAGGUCACCAGGUCCGCCUCCAAGGGGGCGGAGAGCCAGGAGGAGCAGGUCCUGACGUGCUCCGGGGUGGGCGUGGGCGUGAGUGGAGGCGCUGCCCCCACCAGCACCGUAAAGGAACCCAACACCAUGACCUUGGUGGUGGACUGCGAGAAGGUGCAGAUCACGGAGAUGACCACGGAGGACGUUCGGUCGCCCACACAGAGGCGCCAGUCCAGGACUUGCAUAGAGCUAAAAAGACGGCCGUCGCUGUCCGCCAAAGACACAAAGAGUGGAGAAGCAGUUGGUGACACGCAAGCGCCUCAGCCCGGGGAAGACAAGAAGAUCCAUCGCGACUGGAGCGAUUUUAAAAUUUGAUGACUCCCCUCCGCCACUCCUCACGAAGCAGCCAUCGCUCUGAAGAAACAUUCCAGGCCAAUGGAAUCGUGGAGGUGACUCAGCUGGGAUCGUUUUAUCCUUUCCCACCGGACUCCCCCGAACCACACAGUUUCCGCUUAUACCGUAUCCAAGAAUACUCCCACCGUCCCUCCUUCACGGCUCUGAGGGAUUCGAACAUUUGCUUGGCAACUGGACUCUUUGACACUUGUGCCCCCUCACCGCUUUGGAGCAUAAUCACCUUUUUCUAUACCUGUGGCUCAGACUGUCUGUGUGUCUGUCAACUGCACCAACCCACACCGAGGACCUUCUUGGCUGCCCCCCGAAUCCAGGAUUAAGAACAAUGCAGAAGGUGGCGCGCCUUGCUUCGUCCGUCCAGAGCCCGCGAGCACCAAAAACCCCGGGCAAAGCAAACCGCACAUCUUCGGAGCAUCGUCACCUUAAUCCUCCCCACCCUCCCCGUCCCUUCUCCAGCGAGCACUGAUAACAUUAUAAAAAAGCCAGCCACGCCACUCGAUCUCAUCGAACACAGCCCUCAGGCCCUGGAUUAAAUAAUUCCCAUGAUCCUCCUCUGCCCCCCACCACCAUUCCUUUAAUUUCCCUCGUCAUUUUUCUUUGGCUUCUUUUUUUCCUUUUUUUUUUAAAUCUGUACAUAACUUUCAAAUCUUAUAGUUUUGUACAUGUAAUUUUUAUGGUGUGUGAAAAAAAUUUUCUAUAAUAAAAAGUGGGCUCAUUCGAAAUGUC